This is a messenger RNA of Coffea arabica (coffee), 1502 nucleotides long. Its product is annotated as AP2-like ethylene-responsive transcription factor At2g41710. NCBI's taxonomy places the organism in Eukaryota, Viridiplantae, Streptophyta, Magnoliopsida, Gentianales, Rubiaceae. The record is from RefSeq and is a predicted model, not a curated record. Gene Ontology annotation, molecular function: DNA-binding transcription factor activity; DNA binding. Gene Ontology annotation, biological process: regulation of DNA-templated transcription.
GUGAUGGUGGGACCCAUACCGGGAGGAGGCGGCGCCGGCGAUGAGCUGGCAAUGUAUAGAGGGCUGAAGAAAGCUAAGAAAGAGAGAGGAUGUACUGCUAAAGAACGCAUCAGCAAAAUGCCCCCUUGCACAGCCGGCAAACGUAGCUCUAUUUAUCGCGGCGUGACUAGGCAUAGAUGGACAGGACGAUAUGAAGCUCAUCUUUGGGAUAAAAGCACCUGGAAUCAAAACCAAAAUAAAAAGGGAAAGCAAGUUUACCUGGGUGCAUAUGAUGAUGAGGAGGCAGCAGCCAGAGCAUAUGAUCUUGCUGCCUUGAAAUACUGGGGCCCUGGAACACUCAUUAAUUUUCCAGUUACUGACUAUACAAGGGACCUUGAAGAGAUGCAAAAUUUCUCAAGAGAAGACUAUCUCGCAUCCCUUCGAAGAAAGAGUAGUGGCUUCUCAAGAGGAGUCUCCAAAUAUCGUCCUCUUUCAAGCCGAUGGGAUCCACAAUUUGGUCAGUUUUCUGGGGCUGAUUACUUCACCAGCAUUCGAUAUGGUGCAGCUGAUGAUGCAACAGCAGAAAAUGAAUAUAUUGGUGGCUUUUGCAUUGAUAGGAAGUUUGAUUUGACCACUUAUAUCAAGUGGUGGGGGACCAAUAAACCACGUCAAGUAGAUCCACACGCUAAAUCAUCAGAGGAAACAUCAUAUCGCCCUGGUGAAGACAUGAGCAGUGAACUUAAAUCUGUAGAACUGACAGCUAAGCCCACUGAACCUAUGAUGCCACGAUUGGGUGUGCCUCAAGAAGGAAAACACCGAAAAGGUGCUGUGUCUGCUAUGAGCAUUUUGUCACAAUCCGCAGCAUUUAAGAGCUUACAAGAAAAAGGAUUGAAGAAGAAAGCAAUAGAUGAGAAUGAUGAAAAUGAAGAUAAAAAUGUUAUUAACAAAAAGGACUACGGCAAGGGGGUUGAAAAAUGUAGUCAUGAUGGUGGAAAUGAGAGAGUUGGAGCUGGACUUGGGAUGACUGGAGGAUUACCCGUUCCAAGAAAUGUUUACCCACUAACUCCCUUACUAACUGCUCCACUUGUGACCAACUACAACUCUAUUGAUUCCUUAAAUGAUCCUGUUCUUUGGACCAGUCUUGUUUCAGUUCUUCCUGUGGGAUCUUCACGCACUUCUGAGGUUGCAAAGAACGAGUCUAGCUCAGAAUACAAUUUGUUCCAGCAAGAAGGCUGAAAUUUAAUCUUGUCCUUGCAGCAUUGUCAAAGCUGAUGCCUUGGGGUCUCCAGUAAUUUGCGGGUUUUCUGUGUACAGAUAUUUCAGUUAACUAACUGGGAGAAAAGAGGUAUUUCUGAUAGUUAUAGUUAUUAAGUAAUUUGUAGUUUCAUUAAAAAAAAAAAAAGCACGUGUUUUCUGUACAGGUAUACAUAGUGUUGGAUAGUUGAAGUGUGAUAGGUUCUACAAUAAAACGUGUAUUUGUAAAAGAAAUAGUUAUUACUUUAUUUUGAGUCUCUACCUCUGUC